CACGGCAGUGGCGUUCUCGCCGGACGGCAAGACGCUCGCGUCGGCUUUGGGCGAUACGACGGUCCGGCUCUGGGAGGCGGCGACUGGCGCGCCCCGGGCGACGCUCGAGGGGCAUGGCGAUUGGGUCACGGCAGUGGCGUUCUCGCCGGACGGCAGGACGCUCGCGUCGGCUUCAAACGAUACGACGGUCCGGCUCUGGGAGGUGGCGACUGGCGCGCACCGCCAGACGCUCGAGGGGCAUGGCGAUCAGGUCACGGCAGUGGCGUUUUCCAGGAAUGGUCAAUGUCUUGAGACAAACCGGGGGUUGCUGAGCAUAACUGGAAAUUCCGACGCUUCAAGCAGCUCUGGAGGCCAGAAACCCGCUAGCAGUUUUCUCUUUGUCGGCGAUGAUUGGGUUACAAGAAACGGCAAGAGGGUUCUUUGGCUUCCCACCGACUAUCGGGCAAAAUGUGUGGCGGUUUGCGGCCAGACACUCAUCCUAGGACAUGCCUCUGGCCAAGUGACGUUCUUUCGGUUUGCUUUUGUGGAGUGAUGGGUUUCUAUAAUCGUUGAAUGUUCUAUAUAUCUGUAUCUCUGCUAAGCGAAGGGCCUGGGAGCUACAUC
Molecule: messenger RNA, 603 nt
Organism: Parathielavia hyrcaniae
Lineage: Eukaryota; Fungi; Ascomycota; Sordariomycetes; Sordariales; Chaetomiaceae
Source: the annotation of a GenBank genome assembly